Molecule: messenger RNA, 4717 nt
Organism: Rana temporaria (common frog)
Lineage: Eukaryota; Metazoa; Chordata; Amphibia; Anura; Ranidae
Biological process (GO): DNA integration
Molecular function (GO): nucleic acid binding
Source: RefSeq, a predicted model, not a curated record
GGUCUGUGACGCCUUAGCCAUUGUAUGUCCCCGCCCACCAGGAGCUAAUCGAAGUUCUAUGAUUGUGGGAACAAAUACUGACUUGGUGAGACGCCUUAUAACUCCAUUAGUGACGGAAGAGAGAUCUACUUCAGAGGAGAUGCACCCGAUGUUGCGGCCAAUCUACCAGCGGAUUAUUCAAGAACAGAGGGCCCCUGCAGAAGUGGGACGGCUUUGGAGAUUAGAAAGAGCAGAGAAGGUCUUACAGCCAGGAGAAAUGACUAGUUUCCGGGCCUCAGUCAAGUUGAAUUGGUCACAACCAGGCCCCUAUGUGGUCCUGGAAACUGAUCCCAGAAAUAUGAUGAGAUCUGGAGUGGAAUUGGUGCCUGAGAUAAUAUCCACCAGAGCUCUACAGCGGGCCCGUGGGAGAGUCUCUGUAAGUGUAUGCAAUGUGUCAGACUCCCCAGUGACCUUGAAGGCACGGAUGCCGAUUGGACAAGUGGCCACUGCCACACCCCUCUCACCCACUAAAUUGAUAGAUGGAGUAGACAGAGAGAUCCCAGCUGAACGAUUCUAUCCUAAAGAUGCCCCUGUCUCGCCUGAGUGGAAGAAGCGAAUUCAGUCUCAGCUCCUCAAGUGGCAAGAUUUAUUCUCCAAGGAUGAGUUUGAUGUGGGGUGUGCUAGGAGCACUCAGCACCGCGUUCGCCUCCAAGAUGACAAGCCCUUUCGAGAAAGGUCACGGCGAGUCCCAUUGGGAGAUCUAGAUGACCUAAGGGAACAGCUGGCUGAAUUGAAAAGGACCAGGAUAAUCCAAGAAUCCAGGAGUCCUUAUGCCUCACCCAUCGUGGUAGUUCGCAAGAAAAACGGUUCCAUCCGUUUGUGCAUAGACUACCGCACACUCAACCAAAGAACCAUUCCCGACCAAUACACUACUCCUCGAAUAGAAGAUGCCUUACAGUGUCUGUCAGGAGCAAAGUGGUUUAGUGUACUUGACCUGCGAAGUGGAUAUCACCAGAUACCCAUGCAUCCUGAAGAUAAAGAGAAGACUGCUUUCAUCUGUCCACUGGGAUUCUUUGAGUUUAAUAGAAUGCCCCAAGGCCUCACAGGAGCCCCAGCAACUUUCCAACGACUAAUGGAAAAGACGGUGGGAGACAUACACCUGAUCGAGGUACUAGUGUAUCUAGAUGACCUAAUAGUCUUCGGAAGAACACUGGAAGAACAUGAGCAGCGGUUGGAAAAGGUCUUGAAGCGGCUGCAUGAAGAAGGAUUGAAACUUUCCUUAGAGAAGUGUCAGUUCUGUCUGCCUUCAGUCACGUACCUGGGACAUGUUGUUUCAGCAGAAGGCAUAUCAACUGAUCCUAAGAAGUUGGAAGCUGUGGCUUCAUGGCCGAGACCUCGUAAUAUUACUGAACUCCGGUCCUUCCUAGGAUUCUGCUCAUACUAUAGGAGGUUCGUAGAGGGGUUUGCCAAGAUAGCUCAGCCUCUGAACACGCUUCUAAGAAUGGAAGGAGCAGAAGAUGAAUCAAUGAAGCCUCGUGAAUCAAUCCAGGAGGAAUGGACCGACCAAUGUGAAAAAGCUUUCCUCCAAUUGAAAGGAAGUCUAACACAGGCUCCUGUCCUUGCCUACGCUGAUCCUGCCAAGCCUUAUGAACUACAUGUGGAUGCUAGCAGAGAAGGGCUAGGAGGAGUACUAUACCAGGAAUAUGAUGGCCUCCUGAGACCGGUGGCAUAUGUGAGUCGGGGUCUCACCCCUUCUGAAAAGAAUUACCCCACUCACAAGUUGGAGUUCCUGGCCUUGAAGUGGACAGUGGUGGACAAACUAAAAGACUACCUGUACGGGGCCAAUUUCGUGGUCAGAACUGACAACAACCCACUCACUUACAUUCUCACUACGGCCAAACUGGAUGCCACUGGGCACCGGUGGUUGGCUGCCCUGUCAGGAUUCCGCUUCAGCCUCAAAUAUCGCCCUGGGGUCAAUAACCAAGACGCGGAUGCCUUAUCCGAUGACCAUGGUCACUUAGGAGCAGAGAGAACUUUUAAACUGGUCCGAGACAGAUUCUAUUGGCCCUGCAUGAGAACCGAAGUUGAAAGCUACUGCCAUUCCUGUCUAAGAUGUAUCCAGAGGAAAACUUUACCUUCUAGGACUGCUCCAAUGAGCCAUCUACAGAGUCAAGGGCCUAUGGACCUGGUGUGUAUUGACUUCCUGUGCUUAGAGCCUGACACUAGUGGACAGGGAAAUAUCCUAGUGGUGACAGACCACUUUACCCGUUAUGCUCAAGCUUUUCCAACCAAAGAUCAACGUGCUCCUACUGUAGCCAAAGUCCUAGUAGAAAAGUUCUUUGUUCAUUAUGGUCUACCUCAGAGGAUCCAUUCUGAUCAAGGCAGAGACUUUGAAAGUCGACUCAUCAGGCAGCUCUUGGAUCUAUUGGGGAUUCAGAAGUCAAGAACCUCCCCCUAUCACCCCCAGGGUGAUGCACAACCGGAGAGAUUCAAUCGGACUCUGCUCAAUAUGUUGGGAGGUUAUGUGGAUAGACUGAGGAGAAACCUGGCUUCUGCAUUUGAGAAGGCCCGUUUGACAUCCGGGAGUAGAGAACAAAGAAACAAACGGAACUAUGACUUGAGGGUUCGGGUACAGGAUUUACAGCCAGGUGAUCGAGUUCUAUUAAGAAAUUUGGGUGCUUCGGCCAGACACAAACUAGCUGAUAGAUGGAGUUCUCAGAUCUACAUCGUCUGUAAACAAUUGCCUGGCCUGCCAGUGUACCAGAUUCGACCAGAGGGAAAGACCGGGCCACUGAAGAAUUGGCAUCGGAAUCAUCUCCUACCUCUGAAUGAAGCUGUGCGGGUACCAGAUAGAGAUGAGUCUCCUUCACCCAUUCCAUCCACUUCCCGUCAAGCACCUGUUACUCGGUCCCAACAGCCACCUUCUACAAGAGAAAGUGAGGACGACAGCGAUGAGGAAGAUGUGUGUCCGAGUUGGAUGUGGCCAUCUGAACCUAUGGAUGUUCAUCCAACUAUUAUGACUCCUGAGCCGGAUUUGAGCAAUCUGAGACCAGAUGCCCCUGAAUUUGUGCCUCAAGCAAACGAGGAUAAUUCUGUACCCUCUCAAGUGGAAAGUCUCUUGCCGGAAACCUCAGUGCUAGAAGAUACCCCUGUUGAGCCAGUUGAAAAGGAAACUGAAUUCCCUCAGUUAACACAGCAAGUAGAAGAGGACUCAGCAGAUGAAGGCCCAUCCGGGUUUCUAGAAUCAAGGUCCAAACGACUGGUGCGACCUCCUCAGAGACUCACUUAUGACUCACCAGGGAACAGCACAGAGGAAGCUAUCACUACUGUACGCAGAUCACCCAAAGUGUCCACCCUAACCACAGAGCGCAAGAAAAACGGUUCCAUCCGUUUGUGCAUAGACUACCGCACACUCAACCAAAGAACCAUUCCCGACCAAUACACUACUCCUCGAAUAGAAGAUGCCUUACAGUGUCUGUCAGGAGCAAAGUGGUUUAGUGUACUUGACCUGCGAAGUGGAUAUCACCAGAUACCCAUGCAUCCUGAAGAUAAAGAGAAGACUGCUUUCAUCUGUCCACUGGGAUUCUUUGAGUUUAAUAGAAUGCCCCAAGGCCUCACAGGAGCCCCAGCAACUUUCCAACGACUAAUGGAAAAGACGGUGGGAGACAUACACCUGAUCGAGGUACUAGUGUAUCUAGAUGACCUAAUAGUCUUCGGAAGAACACUGGAAGAACAUGAGCAGCGGUUGGAAAAGGUCUUGAAGCGGCUGCAUGAAGAAGGAUUGAAACUUUCCUUAGAGAAGUGUCAGUUCUGUCUGCCUUCAGUCACGUACCUGGGACAUGUUGUUUCAGCAGAAGGCAUAUCAACUGAUCCUAAGAAGUUGGAAGCUGUGGCUUCAUGGCCGAGACCUCGUAAUAUUACUGAACUCCGGUCCUUCCUAGGAUUCUGCUCAUACUAUAGGAGGUUCGUAGAGGGGUUUGCCAAGAUAGCUCAGCCUCUGAACACGCUUCUAAGAAUGGAAGGAGCAGAAGAUGAAUCAAUGAAGCCUCGUGAAUCAAUCCAGGAGGAAUGGACCGACCAAUGUGAAAAAGCUUUCCUCCAAUUGAAAGGAAGUCUAACACAGGCUCCUGUCCUUGCCUACGCUGAUCCUGCCAAGCCUUAUGAACUACAUGUGGAUGCUAGCAGAGAAGGGCUAGGAGGAGUACUAUACCAGGAAUAUGAUGGCCUCCUGAGACCGGUGGCAUAUGUGAGUCGGGGUCUCACCCCUUCUGAAAAGAAUUACCCCACUCACAAGUUGGAGUUCCUGGCCUUGAAGUGGACAGUGGUGGACAAACUAAAAGACUACCUGUACGGGGCCAAUUUCGUGGUCAGAACUGACAACAACCCACUCACUUACAUUCUCACUACGGCCAAACUGGAUGCCACUGGGCACCGGCAGAGACUUGAAAGUCGACUCAUCAGGCAGCUCUUGGAUCUAUUGGGGAUUCAGAAGUCAAGAACCUCCCCCUAUCACCCCCAGGGUGAUGCACAACCGGAGAGAUUCAAUCGGACUCUGCUCAAUCCACCUUCUACAAGAGAAAGUGAGAACGACAGCGAUGAGGAAGAUGUGUGUCCGAGUUGGAUGUGGCCAUCUGAACCUAUGGAUGUUCAUCCAACUAUUAUGACUCCUGAGCCGGAUUUUGAGCAAUCUGGAGACCAGAUGCCCCUGAAUUUGUGCCUCAAGCAAACGAGGGGAUAA